Molecule: messenger RNA, 760 nt
Organism: Didymodactylos carnosus
Lineage: Eukaryota; Metazoa; Rotifera; Eurotatoria; Philodinida; Philodinidae
Source: the annotation of a GenBank genome assembly
AAGAAUUUUAGUUGAUCCAACUGCAAGACAUCUUCGUGAAGAACGUUUUUCCAUUCCUCAAAUCAGUCGUUCUAUCAAAUCAGAUAGUGAUCAACAACACUUUUGUUUUAUUAUUGCUGAAUGGCUUAUUAAAAACAAAAAAGAUAAAGAUGACCAUCCAAAAUGGGUUGAACAAGCAGCAAAAGGAAUAUAUCAGGAAGGUUUAAACCUUGGAAAACGUGUAGAAGCCUUAUAUUUAGCAAGAAAGUUAAGAGAAGUAAAAGAUAAACAACAACAUGAAAUAGUUAAACGUUGUAUUCAUCUUUACACGAAAGAAACGUUUCUUUAUAAACUAAUAAAUAAAGCAUUAAGAGAAGAAGACAAAAGUAAAGUAGAUACAUUAGGUGCAUUUUGUUAUUAUAUAAAUUUAAUGAAUUAUACACAAGGAUUUGGUCCUAGUUUCCAUACAAGUACAGUAUAUAGAGGUAUGACAUUGACUAGAGAGGAAAUAAGUGAUUAUAAAGCAAGUAUAGGUAAAUAUAAAGCGUGGCUUGCAUUUAACUCAACAAGUAAAAUUCGUGGAGAAGCAGAAAUUUUUGGAAAUACAUUAUUUGUGAUUAAUUUCCUUGCUAUGUCAAGGCAUGGAAGCGGAAUUGAUAUUACACAUCUUUCAGAAUAUCCCUAUGAAGAAGAAGUUCUUUUACAAACAGGAACAAAUUUUCGAGUAGAUGAGGUUAAAGAAGAUGGUCUUAGAUAUCUUAUUCACGUAACUGUCGUUUAA